GCCUUAAAUUUCUGUUGAAGUGCAGAAGAACAUUCGGGUGGAGAAGCUUUCCAUAGAAACUUCGAUAGGUUUCACAAAGUCAAAAUGGAACAAGAUUUUUGUCUCCCUUCGUUUACAAAUUUCGAUCCAGUUCCUCGACAUGUCAAUCAUUUUCAACUGUGAAAUCCAAUCCCCUGUUCAUGGCGGUUCAAUCCAAACAUUUCCAUUCCAGCCGCCAAUUCACCGGCGCCGGCAACGACGGAGCGGCCGCCAGUACCAUCGGCGCCACCGUCUGUAACCUCACUCCCUCUCUAACAGCUCGGAUCAACCAACAGUUUGAUCAGUCUCUCAUUGCUUGGGUCGUCGGUAUGAAGAUUCAUCCACGGCAGCUCGCCGUUCGCCUUCGCCGUAAUCUUCAUCUCGCUGGAGAUUUGGACGUCUUCGAGCUAGGGCUUGGCUUUUUCGUGCUCAAAUUCUCCAACGCUUUAGACUACUACGAAGCCCUCGAGGAGCGUCCAUGGUCGAUUUCUCACCUUUGCAUCUAUGUAUUCCCAUGGAUUCCCAAUUUCAAGCCCUCCGAGGCCUCGAUUCCUUUCGUUGAUGUCUGGAUUCGGCUCCCGGAGCUCAGCAUCGAGUAUUACGACAAGGAGGUUUUGGAGAAAAUUGCGAAAACCAUCGGCGGCCGUCUCGUGAAAAUCGAUCCGGUAACUGAAACACGAGAGAAAUGUAUGUAUGCUCGUAUCUGUAUUAGGAUGAAUUUAGGUUAUCCCCUUAAUUUGAGUUUCCAAUUUGGGAAAAAUCCGCAAAAAAUUGUGUAUGAGGGUCUGGAUUUGUUGUGCAUUGUCUGUGGAUGUGUUGAUGAUCUGAAACAUGAUUGUUUGAGCAACCCUUCUUGUUCUUCUGGCUUUGAUCCCCAUCACCAUAGAGCUCGUCCAUUGCAGGCCAUUGGCUCGAGUUCGAAUUCGAAUCCAAGUUCGAGUUCAAAUUUGAAUCCGAAUCUGAGUUCGAGUUUGAAUUCGAAUUUGAAGAUGCAAUUGAUUCCUUCUAAACCCGCACCAGCAUCAGCUUGUGGAUCUAGAUUCCAAGUUCUUGAGUUGAAUUUGAAUGAAGAGCCAAGCCUUCCAGUUAGUGAAUCUGAUAAAGCAGUAAAAGAAUCUCCAUCAAUAACCAUGAAAGCUCCUUUGUUAAAACAGACCAAUUUGAUUCGAUCUGUGCCUUUAGCUCCUUGUGUUCUUGAAGAUCAUCAGUUCAGGACUGAAAAAACCAGCAGCCCCACAACGCUUGCAGUCGAGGACAAUGAACCACAACCAUCAUCAUUGGCUAUUAAACGCAUAGCUCCCUGCAACCAUCUUCUGCUUUAGAGGCUGGCCUCAAGUUCUAUUCCACUGCAAUCCAACAAUCAACAAUACAGAAAGCGAUAAACAACAUGACAUCCGAACGAAUCAGUGUCAAUAGUUUUCCGACUAUUUACACCAUCGAUCCAACGAUCACAGGCCUUGCAGUUGAAUUGUUAGAACUGUCAGCAACAACCACAAGAUCAAACCAAAACGAGCAUGCUAUCCACAUUGUGCCAACUUCAGAGGCUGUAUCAAUGUCUGCAUCAUGUUGUUCUAAGAAAAUGUUGUGCUGGAAUUUUCGUGCUACAGACAACGCGAAGCUAAUGCGAGCAUUGAAAGAUCUGAUUCAAUUACACAAGCCAUCGAUUGUGCUGAUCUUUGGCACCAAGAUCAGUGGUGCUGAUGCAGAUCAUGUUGUUCGGGAGCUCGCUUUCUGACGGUUCAUAUUGUAGAAAGCCUGAUGGCUACAAGGGUGGAGCUUGGCUGUUGUUGUCCAAGCUAGACGUGCAAAUUGAAGUCAGCUCCUACAGCCCACAGCAGGUUUCUGCAUCGGUAAUUCUUCAUUCUAAACCCAUUAAAGCAGUGAUAUAGGUCUUUCAAAUGCAGAUAUCAGAACAUCUCCACGACCAUGGAGACAAACUUUCUGCUAUGCUUCAAUGGAAUGCUGAUGCAAGAAGGUAAAGAAGCAUUGGGUACCAUUUUCUUAGAUUUAAAAUACAGAGAUUUCUAAGCUUCUGUUCAUUAGAAUGGCUUGAGAAAGAUAAGUUUAUGUUUGUGAUAUA
This is a messenger RNA of Cucurbita maxima (winter squash), 2098 nucleotides long. RefSeq lists its product as uncharacterized. Lineage: Eukaryota; Viridiplantae; Streptophyta; Magnoliopsida; Cucurbitales; Cucurbitaceae. The record is from RefSeq and is a predicted model, not a curated record. The transcript is spliced from 2 exons. The coding region runs from base 180 to 1340 and encodes 386 amino acids.